AAGCACGUUCUCCUGCAUGUCUUGGGGGCGCGCCCAAAGUGCACAAAAGCGGCGUGGUCUCAAGCUAUUCAAAGAUUAGGAGACAGGUUUCAUCCAAGUACUGAGCAACGCGCAAGUUUAGGAAAGGAGGAAACAUUCUGGCUACUUGCGACGUGGCGCCGUAAACUGUAUUGUUUCUUUUAAAAAGCCGCUAACAUCUGGCACAUAACAUGAGAUGAAUUCGUAAAAAUUACUCGAAUUUGUACAGUGUCACACGAACUCGGCGACUUGAGGUUGAACGUCGUGGUUUUAAGAGAAAGGGGAUUCUGUUGCACUUUCAAACUGCGAGUGAACUGUGUAGACAACUCAACCUGUUCAACCACUGAAGGCAUUCAUUCGGACGCUUGCUGAAACGCACCGUUUGCAUGAAACGACGUGAAGGUCUGGCAAGUGAAUGCAACUGUGUGGGAGGCUGGAUACGAGUGAAAAGCAGGGAGACCAAGCAACUGUACAGGGUAGGAAUCCCGUACUGUACUGACCUGAGCCGACCAUGUCUCCGGGCACAUUUCACCUGAUGCAGACGCUGAAGAACUCUCCUGCCGUGAUUCGGCGCCACUUCCGCCGCGACCGCACCGAAAGCCUGUCCCACGGCGACCCACUCUUCAAGGUGCACUACUUGGGCACGGCAAAAAUCUUUUCCCUGGACCGGGACCAGGCCCAAGACGCCAUCAGCCGUCUGCUGGACGGUGCUCCGGGCAAGCUGAGGAAGGAGCACGCCCUGGUGGUGCGUCCGCGCUACGUGGAGGUGAAGGAGAUCAGCACGGGCCGGCAGCUGACCAAGACGUACCUGCAGGACAUCGCUUACUGCGCCGCAGACUCCGCCCGCCCCAACGUCUUCCUCUACAUCUGCAAGCAGCACGGGCAGCAGCUGCAGUGCCGGGUGUUCUGGUGCAGCCGGGCUGAGCGGGCCAAAGACAUGACCACCUGCCUUGCCCACUCCUUCCAGAGGGCGCUCAAUGACUGGCACGACGGGCCCUCAUCCGCUCAAGGAGAGAGAUCGCGGGCCAGGGGGGAAGAGGUCCCAGGCGCCAACAACCCCCCGUUGAGAAGCUCCACGCUGCCGGCCAGUCUUGGGAAAGUUCGCUGGCGGACGAGGAGCUCGGUGUCCCACAGUCCCCUCCGAGGAAUCACGAGGAGGGGCUCUGCCUCCGAUGGUGGGCUCUAGCACUGAGCUGGGCAUCAGCUGACCUGCCCCCCACCCCACCCCCAGGAUGUCUGUCCCAUGGCAAAGAUUUUGGGGAGGGAAGGGGACCACAGCUGAAUUACACAGGACUUUCUGUACUUUUGAUCUCAUUCAAAGCAGCAAAUGUGUGUAUUUCUUAAUAUUGGGGCAAGACACUGCCACUGAGCAGGGGAGUGUGGGCAGCCUUUGAAAAGUGAUCCGAUCAAGACAGGACUGUCAAACCUUAGACUUUUCAGCAAUCUGUACCGCACUACUGAGUGCGUUUGAAAGACAACAUGGAUUGAAGGUCAAACAGGGAUAUAACUUGGCAAACCCUCAUUUAUGAGAAGCCAACACCCAAGGUUCUUAAUAGACCCAGACAGCCAGAUUGUCGUAUUCCACAGAAUUUUUAUUUAGUUUUUUUAAAGUAUUGUUUGUUUUUAUAAGCUUUCAGCUCUGCCUUGGAAUGCACAGGGAUGUUUGUGGAGGAUGACAGAGGGCAGUAACAGAUAAGUGCAUCAGAAGAGUUAUGGUUUAGGGCUGUUUUAGAGGAGGGGGAAGGAGAAGUGAGCACUGUCGCACUAAUCCGUACACAAUAUAACUGUAUUGAGUUGGUUAUUGGCAUAUGCUGCAAUUCAUAUUUUAGGUCCUAUUUAAAAGUGGUUAGAAGAAAUACAGGCUAAGCAUCAUUUUGAAAAGCACUAUAUCAUGCCACACUGCACUGGUUGUUAAAUAAUCAGAUUUAGACAUUGCUACAAGUUUAUUUCAGUUUUCUUUUUUUAAGAUGUGUUUUUGUACAUAAAGUUAAUUUGUUUCACAUGUUCAUUGCUUUUUUGUUAUUUAUUUAAACUAUGUGUAUCGGUAUAUACCAGGUAAAGCCUGAAUUAAAACCUAGUACCCAUGUCUACUGUGCUGGCACCAUCUCAGUGCAGCUGCAUCACCUUGCAGUGUUUUUUUUUUUUUUUUUUUUUGCAUUGGGAAGUUAGUCUUUCAGGCUGGACUUGGAUGUGCAGGAUGUGAGUGCAGCAUGACGUAAAGCUGUGUGGAAUGUGCUGUGCACCUGCAGUCCACUGAGAGUGGCUGACAUGCCUGCUCGCUUCCCCUGCACAACCGCGUACCUUCCUGAUGUAUGGAAUAUUCAUUUUCUAAAAACCAUCCACUCGUGCCACUUCAGGCCGAUUCCUGGCAAUGAUUAAACAUUGCAGGCAGCUACUGGGACUGCACAAAUCAGUCCAGUCUUCAUGAUCUGUUUGGGUAAUAGUUUAAGCAAUAAGUUGGAAUUAUUAUUUUCAAGGUGGUUGAACAGUAUUUAAAAUGUGUGGAGGUGAAACCAGGCAAGUAGACGGGUUCAAAGCAGCUUUUCUUUGUGACAGGACCAAACUUGUGUGCAAACCAAGCUGUUACCUUGGGGAGGAUACCUUUUGAUAACAGCUUGUAUUAAUUACACUGUGCACAUCUUUAUGGUGUCUUAUGAAGAGGUCACUCAAUAUGCUCAUUUUAUUUUUCUGAAUGGCAAAUAUUGUGAAUAAACUAAUUCUUUUUUUAAAAGAC
Molecule: messenger RNA, 2752 nt
Organism: Anguilla rostrata (American eel)
Lineage: Eukaryota; Metazoa; Chordata; Actinopteri; Anguilliformes; Anguillidae
Exons: 3
Coding region: 530-1204 (224 amino acids)
Source: RefSeq, a predicted model, not a curated record